UUAUUCAGCUUUAAUUAUUCUGAAUUCUAAGAUAAAUUGAGUUGUAGUUUGGAGCUUUUAUCUUUGUCCUGUGUCUUAUUUGUGUCAAUUAACGUUAGUGACAAAAAAAUCUUUAAAAAUGAAUCCAUGGGGAAAUGAGCAAUUCCCAAUGCCCCCUAACAUGAUGGGACAGCCAAUGGUGCAAAUGCAUCCACAUCCGCCAUUGUUGCCUCCACCUAUGUUGCAAAACAUGAUGGAUAUACCGAAUAACAUGGGUGGUAUGCCGCCUGGGCCUCAAAUUGGACCUAUGCUGCCAGAAGGUAUGCAGAGCGCCUCUCAGCAAGACGUUCAGGACCCGAGCGUGGAAUCGAGCGAGGUGCAGGUGAUUGAAGAUGACACGCCUGCCCCGGGAACAUCCAGACCUAGCCAUGAGGGAGGACCAGGAAAUAGAAGGGACUCCAGGAAUAAUCGGGAUCGGGACAGAGAUCAGCGCCCGCGUCCUGGCAGACCAGACCGUAGCAGGGAUGACCGUUCAAGAGAGCAUCAUGACCGCAACGCGAGGCCCGGGAAUAAAAGAAUGGCUGACCGGGCAGAUGACAGGAACCGCAAUGACCGUCCAGACCACCGCAUUGACAACCGGCCGGAUAGGAGACGGGACCGUCCAGAGAGAAGGUCCAGAUUUGACAGUGGUGACAAGACACCUGAUAAGAAUCCUGGGAAUAUGCUUCCUGGAACGAUGAUGAUGCCAGGUACUAGUGGUAUGAUGCCAUUUGGAAUGAUGCAGCAGCCUAGCCAGAUGGAAAUGCAACCAAUGGGAAUGCCUCAUCCCAACAUGUCCAACAUGCUAAACAUGCCCAACAUGCCCGGCAUGAUGCCUGGAAUGAUGCAGGUGAAUCCAAUGAUGGAUCAGAACAUGUUCAUGAUGAACCAACAAAUGAUGCCUAUGAUGCACCCACCCAACCAGCCAAUCUACUGCAGCUCUGUUGUUCUCUUGACUCCGAUACCGGGUGCUUCUCUGCCAAACCGCAGAGAGCGGCCACCAGGUUGCCGUACAAUCUUUGUUGGAGGCUUGCCUAAUAGUGUAAAGGAAGAUGUUCUUCAAGAGAUUUUCCAACGGUUCGGGAACAUUACCGACAUCAAGUUGCACAGACAGGGAGUGUGUCACAUCAGAUUUGAGAAGCAGGAAUGUGUGGAGGCUUCCUUCAGCAUCUCUGGAUUCAGAUUCAAAUAUCACAAUCAGGGUGACAGCGAGGCUACUACUAUCUUUGUGGACUUUGCAUUGAACCGCGACGACUACGCCGAGUUCGAGCGAAGCAAGCGCGGCAAGCGUGACCCCACGCCACCGCGCAUCGAGUCGCUCACGCCGGCCUCUUUGCAGACCAUCACCGAGAAGGUGAAAAGUGAUGACCAGUUCGCUGAAGCUGCUCCUACCCUAGUCGGCUGGCUGGAACGCGGUGAAUGCAACAAGAAGAAUGCCAACGCGUUCUACUCGCUCAUCCAAGCCUCCAACAACCAGAUCCGCCGCCUCUUCAAUGAGAAGAUGGUGCUCGACGACGAGUACCAGAACAUGAAACUCACUAUGAAGGAGAAAUUCGCGCAUAUACUGCUGCAAUUCGAGCAGGUAGCGAAAAUACUCUCCGCGGCGCGCCACCAGCGCGUCUCCGACCACUUUAGCAAGCAGCAGCGCAGGAACAUCGAGAUGUGGCUCAAGAUGACUGAGGAGGUGGAAAACAUAAAAGAAGAAUUUGAAACAAACUUCAAUGAGGACGAGAUUGAGAAGAUUGGAAAGAACACGGUUCCUCAGGAGAAAUACGAUGAGCUCAGGGCAGAGCACGAGAACCUCAUAUACGAGCUGGAAGGCUACAAGAACGAGGCCCACCUCGCCAAGAACGAGGCCGAGAGAAAGUUCGAGACCUUCAAGGCGCACUUCAUCGCUCAACACAACUUGAACAACAAGCAGCAAUCGUACCCACCGCUGCCCCCACCGCCGACGCCGCGCGUCGAGGCAGCCAAACCGAUGCCCCCACCCCCCACCCCCGACGACAACAAGUACAUCGUCUCCGGCCCCUCCGUACCGCCCUCCGAGGCUAAACUCAUCAGCAUCCUCACUGCGUUCCUCAUGGUCCACCCUCUCGGAGCAUCCGUCGACUAUCUCGUCUCUUACGUUAGAAGCAUGACCCCUAACGUUACACAGGCCACGGUGCAGGAAAUACUACAGAAGUAUGAUGAUGUUUUCCGCAGAGUAACGUCGGGCGUUGGCGCGUCUAUUGAGACUAGAUGGUGUUAUAUUACCUUUGAUACUAUUAAGUUGGAGCAACAUAAUUAACACAUUGGGUGCCGGGAACACGCUCGGCGGGCGCUCUGUUCGUGGUCGCUUUCCCCUACAAAUCGGGAAAACGCUAGAAUCGGCUACGCAUGUAGCGCUACGAAAAUAUUGGCAGUGAAUGGGUUAAGUAAAAAAUAAAAGUGAAGUUACUUAAGCUAGGGCUAAAGGCGGUUUGUUACACUAUAUGUGUGUUUUCAUUAUCCCACAACGAAUUUUUAGUUUGUUCAAGAAUUGUCCAAGUGGGGAUUUUUCUUCUGUGGCAGUCAUUACUAAAAUUUCAAAGUAAAUUAUGCACUAUAUUCAAUCAGGGGUUUUCAUGUUUAACUUUAGAUUACUUAGUAGAUAAGUGUUGAUCGGAAUUAUAUCAAUAGAUUUUGUAUGUGAAUAAAUUUGAAAAUGUUUUGUUAUACAAUCUUAGAAUAAUAUUAUGUUUAAUCAUAAAAUGUGCUCGGGCGACCUAUGUACAAAUAUGUAUGCAGGAGUGCUAAGCUAAUAGUUUUGCUGACUGUACAUGCAUUAAUAUUUUUAUGCAUACAGACAAUUCAAAAUGUGUUCAAUAAUUAGUAAUUAGACAAUCUUCAAGUAAACCAACUGGUGAUGAGAAGAUUUCUGUGCACUAAUUCUUAGUUGUAAUUAUAUUUAGGUCACAGUGACAUUAAAGUUUAUUUUAAAAUAUUA
Cydia strobilella is the source of this 2983-nucleotide messenger RNA. Its product is annotated as ecto-NOX disulfide-thiol exchanger 2-like. Gene Ontology annotation, cellular component: plasma membrane; external side of plasma membrane. The record is from RefSeq and is a predicted model, not a curated record. Lineage: Eukaryota; Metazoa; Arthropoda; Insecta; Lepidoptera; Tortricidae. Gene Ontology annotation, molecular function: RNA binding; oxidoreductase activity. Bases 119 to 2305 code for a protein of 728 amino acids. The transcript is spliced from 9 exons. Gene Ontology annotation, biological process: ultradian rhythm.